This is a messenger RNA of Linderina pennispora, 993 nucleotides long. RefSeq names its product putative MDH1-malate dehydrogenase precursor, mitochondrial. The coding region runs from base 1 to 942 and encodes 313 amino acids. Gene Ontology annotation, cellular component: cytoplasm. Gene Ontology annotation, biological process: tricarboxylic acid cycle; carboxylic acid metabolic process. Gene Ontology annotation, molecular function: L-malate dehydrogenase (NAD+) activity. The transcript is spliced from 2 exons. The record is from RefSeq and is a predicted model, not a curated record. NCBI's taxonomy places the organism in Eukaryota, Fungi, Kickxellomycota, Kickxellomycetes, Kickxellales, Kickxellaceae.
AUGGUCUCUGUCGCAAUCCUCGGUGCCGCUGGAGGCAUCGGCCAGCCGCUGUCGCUGCUGCUCAAGAUGAACCCACACGUGACGCGGCUCAACCUCUACGACCUCGUCAACGUGCCGGGCGUUGCCGCCGACAUAUCGCACAUCAACACAAACUCCACGGUCUCGAGCCACCUGGACAAGCAGAACCUAGGCGCAGCACUCACAGGCGUCGACAUAGUCAUUAUCCCGGCCGGCGUGCCGCGCAAGCCUGGAAUGACUCGCGACGACCUGUUUAACAUCAACGCCGGGAUUGUGCGCACGCUGGCCGAGGCCAUCGCCGACUACUGCCCGACGGCGAUCGUCGGCGUGAUCUCCAACCCGGUCAACUCCACUGUACCCAUUGCUGCCGAGGUUCUCAAGGCCCGCGGCGUCUACAAUCCCAAGCGCCUGUUCGGUGUCACUUCACUGGACGUGGUUCGGGCCUCGCGCUUCGUCCGCGACAUCCGGCCGACCGUCGACGCUUCCGCCCUGCGCAUCCCCGUGGUGGGCGGCCACUCGGGCACCACAAUCGUCCCGCUUCUGUCGCUGGCUGAGCCCCGCUUUGGCGGCGACGAGGUCGUGCAGGCCAAGGCUGGCGCGGGCUCCGCUACCCUGUCGAUGGCGUAUGCUGCAGCACGUUUCACCGACUCGGUUAUUCGCGCAAUCAACGGCGAGGAUGUCGUCGAGCCGGCCUUUGUCUCACUGGACGCGGAUCCCCACGGAGCAGAGAAUAUCCGCGCGCUUGGCGCCGGCAGCCUCGAGUACUUUGCGGUGCCCGUGCAGCUCGGCAAGGAGGGCGUCCAGCGCAUUGUGCCGGUUCCCAGCGUGACGCCGUUCGAGCGCAAGGCCAUUGGCGUUGCUUCGGCCGAGCUCCAGAAGAACAUUUCAAAGGGCGUCUCGUUCACGCAGAAGGCAAAGAUCUAAAACAGCAUGUACUUUUUCCCGUCGCCCAAAUAUAUUCGAUAGAUGGACAUU